Molecule: messenger RNA, 2652 nt
Organism: Fomitopsis serialis
Lineage: Eukaryota; Fungi; Basidiomycota; Agaricomycetes; Polyporales; Fomitopsidaceae
Product: WD40-repeat-containing domain protein
Exons: 9
Coding region: 53-2368 (771 amino acids)
Molecular function (GO): protein binding
Source: RefSeq, a predicted model, not a curated record
UCCAACAUCGUCGUCGCCCUCAACCAGGCGCGCUCUUCUUCUUGCUACCACCAUGUCCUCCCACCAUCGGCCAUUCUUACAACUAGCACCGUCGGUGCAGACCACAAAGGUUGAUCCGAAGACUUACCCACUUCUCAAUGCCCAUCUGCCAAAGUCCCUACGGGAGUUCCGCCUCGAGUUUCCUGGUGGAGGCAAGGCCACGUUCCGCGAUGGUGAAGUCGGCGAGCAAGAGAUGCCCGAGGAAGACGAGGUCGUCGGUGGCGCGCAUUGGAGGUUGUUGCGUCGGGAUGAAGACGGCGAAGCCGCCAAGGAGGUAGGCCUUGUCGAAGCUAUCGAACGCUAUGGCAGGAAGAGGUCAUACAGCACUGAGGACAUGAUGGAGGGUAUCGAAACGAUCUCCGGCGUCAGUAUCUGGCCAUCCGCCCCGCCCAGUGGGCACUCCUCACCUCAGCCACCCCAAGCGCCUGUACAGCCCGACCUGUCGCUGACGACCCUCUUGACGCUUCCCGCCUUGCUCUGUCACUACUCGACCCUUCCUCCGCAACUUCAGUCUCAUGUAUUGCUCACCUUCCUCCGCCACUCUCCAUUGUCGGUCCUGCGAACACUACAUUCUAUCUUGACACCUACAUUGGCGCGCGACUUCCUCACCAUCCUCCCGCCAGAAUUGGUUUCGCAUGUCCUGAGUUACCUGAGUUUCUCCGAUCUCGCUCGCGCCUCCCGUGUAUCAAAGGCCUGGCGUGCCAUCAUCGACUCCGACCCCGUCCUCUGGCGAGACUUGCUCCGCAGCACGAAGAUAUGGUUUGGGCGUGGCUCCGAGAUCGCGUUCGCGGACGCCAUCUUCGCUCGGAGACGACGUCAGGGGCUACCUGCGCCUGGCGCACUGCCUCUACCCCACCCAUACAAGAUUCUAUUCAAGUCGCGGCAUCUUACUCGGACGCGCUGGGUGCAGAACCAGAACCCGAAGCGUAUCACAUUCCCUGCGCAUGGGCGUUCGGUGGUGACAUGUCUGAUCUUCUCUCAUGGACGCAUCAUCUCCGCCUCGGAUGAUCACUCGAUUCACGUCUACUCGCCCGCCACGGGGGAACUUCUGCGUUCGCUAGACGGUCAUGAAGGCGGCGUAUGGGCGCUGGCGGCAACGAAGAACACUCUCGUCAGUGGGUCGACCGACCGGACUGUACGUAUCUGGAAUCUGGAGACGGGCGCUGUACGCAUUACAGUGCGAUGUCUAGCGAUAGUCAAGCCGGAGAUGAUCGACGUCGAGAACGAGGGAGGUGUCAUCACGCGAGAGAAGUGGCCAAAGCGUCCCCUUAUCGUGACCGGUAGUAGGGAUCAUUCGCUCCGCGUGUGGACAUUACCCAAGCCUGGAGAUGACGAGUACCGCUGCUAUGGAGCGGACGACAACGAGGUUGACCCAUCUGAAGAGGACGUGGAAGAUAACCCAUACCACAAACUGCAUCUUGAAGGACACGACCAUGCCGUUCGUGCGCUUGCAGCACGCGGUCGGACGCUAGUUUCCGGUAGCUACGAUUGCACUGUCCGAAUAUGGGAUAUCAUCACGGGCACCUGUAAGUGGGUCCUCGUUGGCCAUACGCAGAAAGUGUACAGCGUGGUACUAGAUAUUCAUCGCAACCUUGCGUGCUCGGGUUCUAUGGAUGGCACCGUGCGCGUAUGGAAUCUCCAGAACGGCCAAUGUCAACACACGCUGACGGGACACACCUCCCUCGUCGGUCUGCUGGGCCUAUCUCCAUCCUACCUCGUCUCUGCUGCCGCAGACUCGACAUUGCGUGUAUGGAACCCGGACACUGGCGAACAUCAUCACACCCUCGCGGCUCACAACGGUGCUAUCACGUGCUUCCAGCACGACGAGUUCAAGGUGCUCAGCGGAAGCGAUGGCACACUCAAGAUGUGGGAUAUCCGGGACGGCUCGCAAGUGCGCGAUCUGCUUACAGGCAUCGUUGGCGUCUGGCAAGUCGUCUUCGAAGGGCGGUGGUGUGUGGCUGCGAGCAACCGGAUGGAGUCGACCGUCUUGGACGACAGUGAGGAGGAGGAAGAGGACGAACAAGCAGAAGUGGACGCCAUGGAUCAGGAUCUCGAUGGUAAGAUUGGCCUUCGAGAAGAGGACGUUAUGGCGACUUGGAUGCACACGCCAACGGAAGUGGAGGGUCCGGGGCCGUCUAGCCGUGCGUCAGUGAUGUCGGCAUCGCCAUUCGAGGAUGAUGAUCCUGCCGCGCCAGCCGCAAGACUGGCUGCCCCAUUGCUCGUCGGUGGUAGUGGUGCGGGCCCGUCGACUAUAGCUCGUCUACCACCGUCAAACGAAGAGACACCAACACGACCGCGGAUUCGAAACAUGGGGCAUCGCAGACGAUGACCUACUCUCACGCACACACACAUACCUCCAUGACGAUACCGCUCCUCGAACGUCUUUCAUAUACUCACUUAGUCGUGUUCCUCGCAUUACGGUCUCUUCAGUUAUAUCUUGUGCAUAUUGUCGGGCUCUGUCACGAUGUUUUCUGUGAUAUUAGUGUCAGUACUGGUGGGACGUCUUCCGUUAGAUGUUCGAGUCAUUGUACGGAUUAGGAUGUCAUACGUAGUUGCAACCUGCCAAGGGUAUGACCAUGACAGCUUUUGUUGUGGACGCAAGUCUCGUUUGAG